Molecule: messenger RNA, 1197 nt
Organism: Oppiella nova
Lineage: Eukaryota; Metazoa; Arthropoda; Arachnida; Sarcoptiformes; Oppiidae
Source: the annotation of a GenBank genome assembly
ACUCUAAUCCUGGACCCGGCUAUUGAGGCCAUCAAACAGGAUAACCCUGUCUUUGACGACGGCUACCAGAAAGACGUGUACAUCAAAUGGGACUCAAGUGUACCCAAGAAGGACAGAGCCCCUGUAUGGUGGACUCUAAUCCUGGACCCGGCUAUUGAGGCCAUCAAACAGGAUAACCCUGUCUUUGACGACGGCUACCAGAAAGACGUGUACAUCAAAUGGGACUCAAGUGUACCCAAGAAGGACAGGUAUAACCCGCCGGACGUGCCAGCCAUACACGCGGCCACCGGUAAAAGGGGUUUCGCGGUGAGCCGGUCCACUUAUGUCUCGUCGGGCAGGUAUGGCACCCAUUGGUUGGGCGAUAAUUCCAGUGAAUGGCCGCACAUGAAGUACUCGAUUAUAGGAAUUUUGGAAUUCAAUUUGUUUGGCAUUAGUUUUGUGGGGCCAGACAUCUGUGGUUUCGGAGGCAACACAACCCCUGAACUGUGCAAACGGUGGCACCAAUUGGGAGCUUUUUACCCGUUUUCCCGGAACCACAACUGCAUCGGUAACAUAGAUCAGGACCCGGCUGUUUGGGCACUCAAUGGUCACCCGGAGGUCACCGAAGCGGCCGUUAAUUCACUGAAACUGCGAUACAAACUAUUGCCGUAUUUUUAUACAUUGUUUUUCAGAGCCCAUAGUAAGGGUCAGACUGUCGCCCGACCCCUCUUUCACGAGUUCCCCACCGAUAACAACACGUAUGCUAUUGACGAGCAGUUUAUGUUAGGCCCGGCCCUACUUGUGUCGCCUUUCCUCUAUCAGAAUCAAACCCAAGUGAAGGCAUACCUCCCAAACACCGUAUGGUAUGACAUAUCAGGACACGGAUCCAAAGUGUCCCCAACGGGUCAUGUGGUCAUCGACGACAACAAACACGGCAUUCCGCCCAUACAUGUGAGGGGCGGCUAUAUUAUACCGAUGAGCACAGAGUAUCCGCACGUCAACACUCAGAUCAUACGGAAUGGUAGCAUACAUUUGCUGGUAUUGCCGGAUGGCAAGCAUACCGGUGCCGGUGACCUGUUUUGGGACGAUGGCGAUGGCAUCGACACCAUCGAGAGAUCUCAAUAUAAUUACUAUACAUAUUCGGCACAAACGGUGAUCCCGUGUCCGCAACAUUGGAUGGAAAGCCUGUUUCAGAUGUACUCGUCUUUCAGAAAGUGA